Molecule: messenger RNA, 1479 nt
Organism: Aspergillus chevalieri
Lineage: Eukaryota; Fungi; Ascomycota; Eurotiomycetes; Eurotiales; Aspergillaceae
Gene: HXK1
Product: putative hexokinase Kxk
Exons: 5
Coding region: 1-1479 (492 amino acids)
Biological process (GO): glucose 6-phosphate metabolic process; glycolytic process; intracellular glucose homeostasis
Cellular component (GO): mitochondrion; cytosol
Molecular function (GO): ATP binding; D-glucose binding; fructokinase activity
Source: RefSeq, a predicted model, not a curated record
AUGGUCGGAAUUGGUCCCAAGAAGCCUCAAUCCCGCAAGGGAUCCUCCGUUGCGGAAUUGCCGCAGAACCUCCAGCACCAGAUCCAGGAGUUUGAGGAGACCUUCACCGUCAGCACCGAGACCCUGAAGAAGGUGGUCGACCACUUCGAAAAGGAGCUCGAGAAGGGUCUCAGCGUCGAGGGUGGGAACAUCCCCAUGAACGUCACCUGGGUUAUGGGCUUCCCCAACGGCCACGAGCAGGGAACCUUCCUCGCCCUCGACAUGGGCGGUACCAACCUUCGUGUCUGUGAGAUCACUUUGACCGCGGAACAGGGUGCCUUCGACAUCACCCAGUCCAAGUACCGCUUGCCCGACGAGCUCCGCACGGGCACUUCGGAGGAACUCUGGGAGUACAUCGCCGACUGCCUGCAGCAGUUCCUCGAAUCCCACCACGAGGGCGAGAACCUGUCCAAGCUGCCCUUGGGUUUCACAUUUUCCUACCCUGCUACCCAGGACUACGUCGACCACGGUGUUUUGCAGCGCUGGACCAAGGGUUUCGACAUUGAUGGUGUUGAGGGUCACGAUGUUGUUCCUAUGCUGGAGAAUGCUUUGAAGAAGAGGGGCCUUCCCAUCAAGGUCGCCGCGUUGAUUAACGACACCACUGGAACCCUCAUCGCCUCCGCAUACACGGACACAGACAUGCGCAUUGGCUGCAUUUUCGGCACUGGUGUCAACGCUGCCUACAUGGACAACGUCGGCUCCAUCCCCAAGAUUGCCCAUCUCAACCUUCCCCCCGAGAUGCCCGUCGCCAUCAACUGCGAAUACGGCGCCUUCGACAACGAACACAUCGUCCUCCCCCUCUCCAAGUACGACCACAUCAUCGACCAGGAAUCCCCCCGCCCCGGCCAACAAGCCUUCGAAAAGAUGACCGCCGGUCUUUACCUCGGUGAAAUCUUCCGUCUCGCCCUUCUCGACGUCGUCGACAACAAGCCCGGCCUUAUCUUCCGCGACCAGGACGUCUCCGCCCUGCGCAAGCCCUACCUCCUCGACUCGUCCUUCCCGGCCGCCAUCGAAGAAGACCCUUACGAGAACCUCGAGGAAACCGAGGAACUCGUUGAGCGCAAGCUUGGCAUCAAGGCCACCAUCGCCGAACUCGAGAUGAUGCGCCGUCUGGCCGAGCUCAUCGGCACUCGUGCCGCCCGUCUCUCAGCCUGCGGUGUCGCUGCUAUCUGCAAGAAGAAGAACAUCGACUCGUGCCACGUCGGUGCUGACGGGUCCGUCUUCACCAAGUACCCCCACUUCAAGGCGCGGGGUGCCCAGGCUCUGCGCGAGAUUCUCGACUGGCCUGCCGAGACUAAGGACAAGGUCACCAUCCAGGCUGCAGAGGAUGGAUCUGGUGUUGGUGCGGCGCUCAUUGCUGCGCUGACGCUCAAGCGGGCCAAGGAGGGUAACUUGGCUGGUAUUCGGGACAUGGACGAUAUGAAGCAGCUUAUUUCGUGA